Molecule: messenger RNA, 555 nt
Organism: Acanthosepion pharaonis
Lineage: Eukaryota; Metazoa; Mollusca; Cephalopoda; Sepiida; Sepiidae
Source: the annotation of a GenBank genome assembly
AUGAUUCCAUCUUUUUUUUUUACUUCCCGCCAAAACUCUAAAUCUCUCUAUUUUUCUUUCUCUCUCUCUCUCUCUCUCUCUGUCUAUUUCUCUCUCUUUUUCUUUCUCUCUCUAUGUCUAUUCCUUUCCCUUUCUUUCUCUCUCUCUCUAUGUCUAUUUCUUUCUCUCUCUAUCUGUCUGUCUUUCUCUCACUUUCUCUCUCUCUAUAUAUAUAUAUAUCUUUCUCUCUCUUUAUCUCUCUCUGUCUCUGUCUCUCUCUAUAUAUAUAUAUCUUUCUAUCUCUUUCUCUAUCUCUCUCGUUCUCUAUCUCUUUCCUUCUCUAUCGCUCUCUAUGUCUAUCUAUCCCGCUAUCUCUCUUCACCUUUCUACCCGCAUAUCCAUACCAAUAUAUCUAUCUAUCUUUCUUAUUAUCUAUCUGUUUAUCUAUUAAUUUAUUUAUACCUAUCUAUCUAUCUAUCUAUCUAUGUACCUUCUUCAUUAUCUAUCUAUCUAUCUAUCUAUCUAUCUAUCCUUGUUUAUAUUUAUGUAAAUCUGUUCGUAUCUAUCUCUCACUAA